AGCCAAGCUCCCUCUCAUUCCCUACUUAAAGCCAUCAACGCUCUUGAAGCUGCUUCACCAACAGCUCUUCCCGCUUUUCUUAUCUCGUUAUACUCACCACAAAGGUUGUCGAUCGAUCGGAAUCGGAGAUCAUUUCGAUUUUGAGAUUCGCGAAGCUGCAGGUUCUAAUAAUGGCUGCCGAGAGAAAGGAGAAGAUGGUCAAGAAGUUGCAGAAGACCUACUUCGACGUGCUUGGAUUGUGCUGCUCGUCGGAGGUGCCUCUUAUCCAGAGCAUCCUGAAAGCUCUCGACGGAAUCAAGGAGUUUUCCGUCAUCGUGCCUUCCAGAACCGUCAUUGUCGUCCAUGAUAGUCUUGUAAUCUCACAAGCUCAGAUCGUUAAGGCACUGAAUCAAGCAAGAUUUGAAGCAAAUGUGAGAACAGCUAAUGGGACAGAGAAGCUGCGAAGGAGAAUGCCAAGCCCAAAUGCAAUGGUUUGUGGGGUGUUGCUUUUGCUUGCCUUGUUAAAGUUUGUGUACCGUCCUUUGGAAUACCUCGCCCUCGGUGCUGUAGCUGCUGGUGCUUACCGUAUUAUUUUGAAAGCCCUGGCCUCCAUUCGCAACCUUAGGCUUGACAUAAAUAUUCUCAUGCUCAUUGCAGUUACUGCGACAAUUGCUAUGGCUGAUUAUUUGGAAGCGGGCACCAUAGUUUUUCUAUCUUCAAUUGCAGAAUGGCUAGAGUCCAUGGCAAGCCACAAGGCCAGCGCAGCGAUGUCGUCGCUGACGAACAUAGCCCCUCAGAAAGCAGUGAUAGCAGAAACAGGAGAAGCGGUCGACGCCGAUGAAGUUACAGUGAACACCAUUGUAGCCAUUAAAGCAGGUGAAGUGAUACCCAUUGAUGGAAUUGUUGUCGAAGGCAUCUGCGAAGUUGAUGAGAAGACAUUGAGCGGCGAGUCAUACCCUGUACUCAAACAGAAGGACUCUCCUGUGUGGGCUGGUACAAUCAACUUAAACGGUUACAUUGAUGUGAAAACUACUACGCUAUACGAGGAUUGUGUGGUGGCCAAAAUGGCGAAGCUUGUGGAAGAAGCUCAAAACAGCAAAACCAGCACCCAGAGAUCGAUUGACAAAUUUGCCAAAUUUUACACCCCAGCUGUUGUGGUCGUAUCAACUCUUCUAGCGGUGAUUCCACUUGCGUUACGAGUAAAGAAUCAGAGACACUGGUUUCAUUUUGCCUUGGUUGUUUUAGUAAGUGCAUGUCCUUGUGCACUUAUCCUUUCUACUCCAGUUGCUACUUUCUGUGCUUAUACUAAAGCAGCUAAAUCCGGUCUUCUCAUCAAAGGAGGUGACUAUCUUGAAACCCUGGCAAAAAUUAAGGUGAUGGCUUUUGACAAAACUGGUACUAUCACGAAAGGGGAAUUUUUGGUGUCAAAUUUCCAGUCUCUUUGUGAUGAUAUCGAUCUGAACACGUUACUACAAUGGGUCACAAGCAUCGAAAGCAAGUCAAGCCAUCCGAUUGCAGGAGCAAUUGUGGACUACGGAAGGUCACUCUCCAUUGAACCCAAGCCUGAAAAGGUAACAGAAUUUGAAAAUUUUCCUGGAGAGGGCAUUCAUGGAAAAAUUGAUGGGAGAGAUAUUUACAUCGGAAAUAGAAAAAUUGUCACUAGAGCUGGGUCUGAACCAGUUCCUGCCUUACAAGGUGAUAUUCUGGUUGGAAAGACAACUGGCUUCAUAUACUCUGAAGCUACGCCGAUUGGAUUUUUCUCUCUGACAGACGCUUGCCGAUCUGGCGCUCAGGAGGCAAUAGGGCAGCUGAAGUCAUUGAACAUCAAAACCUCAAUGCUCACAGGGGAUAGUCAAGCAGCUGCCAUGCAAGCAUAUGGCCAGUUAGGGCAUGUUCUGGAGGUAGUACAUGCAGAACUUAUACCCGAAGACAAAGCAAAAAUUAUCAAAGAAUUCAAGAAAGAAGGACCAACGGCCAUGGUUGGUGAUGGCAUAAAUGAUGCACCUGCACUGGCGGUGGCCGAUAUUGGUAUCUCAAUGGGGAUAUCAGGUUCGGCGCUAGCAAGUGAGACCGGCAAUAUCAUCCUUAUGUCAAAUGAUCUAAGGAAGAUACCUCAAGCCAUCAAGCUUGCUCGAAAAUCCCACAAGAAAGUAAUAGAAAAUAUUAUGUUGUCAGCAAUUACUAAAGCUGCGAUUCUUGGCUUGGCCAUAGCGGGUCAUCCAGUUGUUUGGGCAGCAGUUCUUGCUGAUGUAGGAACGUGCGUGUUGGUGAUCUUAAACAGCAUGCUACUUUUGAAUGGGUCAUCCAAGCAUAAAGGAAAAUGUUGUAGACCUUCCAUUGGACUACACAUCCAUAAAGAUGGAUGCAAGGCACCUAAUGACAAGUUCUCUUGUCAUCAUCAUCAUGAACACAGACACCAGCAACAGAACCAUCACCAUUGUUUCUCAGACGAGAAGAAAGUGAUAUCUCAUCCUAAUAAAUGUGCCUCAAAGUGCCAGUCUAGCCCUGCAUUUUCAGGCUCGUGUGGACAUUCUAUGCAUGGCAAUAUCAUGGGGACUCAUGCUCAAUGUAAAGUCAAUGCCGAGUUCCAUGAAGCCAAGCAUUACCAUCACGGAAGCUGCGACAAGAAUCAAGAUGGAGUCCAUUUGCAUGAUGUGGAAAAUCUAAGUUGUCUGGGUUCUCACAAUAUGGAUGUGCCUGUAGAAGAGAAGCAUGCGACUGCAUUAAACAGCAUUGGCUGUCUGGAACAUAGCAAGUCCCAUGAAACAGUACACUGCCAUAAUGGAAACUGUGACAUGGGAAUUCAUGGUAGACCAUCACUAAUUUCUUCUUGCCAUCUCAAUUCUUCUACUUCAAAUAAUUUCCAUCAAUUUGGCAGUAAACAUUGCCACUUAAUCACCGGUUGUGAAAAUGCAAAAUGUCAUGCUAUUGGGCAUCAGAACCCAGAUUCUCAUUCUGAAUCUGCCAAGAAGCACCAAGAAGAUCACGUAUGUGUUGAGAUCGACAAUGAGCAUAUCAAGUCAGCCUCAAUGCAAUCUUGUAUGUGUUUGGAAGAGCAAGAAUCUGGGUCCUGUCACAAUGGCUGUGCGGAAGAAUGUAAAACAUCCACUGUUGCGUGCACUUGUGAGUGUUCAAAUGACAGACAAGUUGAUGCAUGUUGCAUAAGCGAGGGCUCUUCAAAGAAAUCCACAGAUUUUUCUGUUGCGCAUGCUUGUGCUAGUUUAGACAAGAGAGGGAGGGGUGCAUGCUGCAAAAGCUACAUGAAGAAAUGCUGUGGCAAGGAUGAACAUUUACAUGCUGGUUUUGUAGGAGGCCUAUCAGAUAUUGCCAUUGAAUAGUUUUUUGCUGAUGUCAGCAUGUCUUGCAAAUUACAAGUCACCGGGUAUGUAAUAAACGAUGUUGUAUUGUGUCCUGUCCUAUGCUUGUAUGAGACACAAUGUGACACUUCAAAUUUCACCACUUCAGUAUAUAUUUAUUCCAUGCACUUUGAAUAGAGGAAAUUCUCCUUUGGAAGUACGAGUAUCUACAUCUUAGUAUCA
Molecule: messenger RNA, 3518 nt
Organism: Prosopis cineraria
Lineage: Eukaryota; Viridiplantae; Streptophyta; Magnoliopsida; Fabales; Fabaceae
Product: putative inactive cadmium/zinc-transporting ATPase HMA3
Exons: 10
Coding region: 171-3317 (1048 amino acids)
Biological process (GO): monoatomic cation transport
Cellular component (GO): membrane
Molecular function (GO): ATP binding; zinc ion transmembrane transporter activity; metal ion binding
Source: RefSeq, a predicted model, not a curated record